Molecule: messenger RNA, 1230 nt
Organism: Adineta steineri
Lineage: Eukaryota; Metazoa; Rotifera; Eurotatoria; Adinetida; Adinetidae
Source: the annotation of a GenBank genome assembly
ACUAAUUUUUUUUCUCAAUUAAACAUAAAUUUAUUUUCUUUAGUAUCGAUUCUUUUUGCAGUUGAACAAAAAUUUAAAAUUGUAUGUUACUUCACAAAUUGGGCUAUGAAACGUCCCGGUGGAGGUUCAAUGACACCUGAAGAUAUUGAUCCUUGUCUAUGUACACAUGUAAUAUAUGCUUUUUCUGAAAUGGAUAAUAAUCAAUUAACACCAAUGGAAAAACAUGAUUUGAAAGAUGGAAGUCAACCUGGCUUUUUUGAACGAUUUAAUGCUUGGAAAAGUGUUAAUAAAAAUUUAAGAACUUUACUUGCUGUUGGUGGUUGGGAUAUGGGAAUGAAAGAUUUUGCAGGUAUUGUUAAAUCUGAAAAAACAAUGAAAAAAUUUGCUGAAUCAACAGUAAAAUAUUUACGAAAACAUAAAUUUGAUGGUCUUGAUCUUGAUUUUGAAUAUCCCGGGGUUGAUUGGAGAGAUAGUCCGAGAGAAGAUAAACAAAAAUUUACAAAAAUGUGUGAAGUCUUAUAUGCAACAUUCGAAAAAGAAGCAGAAACUAGUGGUAAUGAACGUCUUCUUCUUACUGCGGCUGUAUCAGCAGCAAAAGUUAAUAUUGAUAAAGCAUAUGAAGUAGAUAAACUUGUUCCAGUAAUGGACUGGUUUAAUUUAAUGACUUAUGAUUUUCACGGAGCAUGGGAUCAAAAUCGUGCUCAUCAUUCAUCAUUGAAUAGUAAAGAUAAUGAAAAAGAUGAUACAAUGUAUAUUGAUUUUGCUGUGAAAUAUUAUCAAAAAUUGGGUAUGCCACCAAGUAAAAUAAUGUUAGGUAUAGGAACAUAUGGACGAGGUGAUACAUCAGCUAUGCCUUAUACAGGAUUUAAAGGUGAAAGUGGUUUUGUUGCAUAUUAUGAAAGUUGUAUUCAAAUUAUUUGUGAAAAAAUGAAAGAAACAUGGGAUGCAAAACAACUUGUUCCAUAUAUAGCUGGACCAUAUAAUCAACCGAAAGCUGGUGUAGAAAAUGUUCGUAGUAUGAAAUAUAAAGCAAAUUAUAUAAAACAAAAUAAUUUGGGUGGUGCGAUGAUAUGGACACUUGAUAUGGAUGAUUUUCGUGGUCAAUUUUGUUGUCAAGGAAAGUUUCCUCUUAUAAAGACAAUAAAAGCUGUUCUACAUGGACAAGUUAAAUUAUUGCCAAAAGAAAAAAUUUGUUCAUCUUGUCCAACAAAAGAAUAUAAAGGUAGAUAA